This is a messenger RNA of Aspergillus fijiensis CBS 313.89, 1021 nucleotides long. Its product is annotated as cell wall mannoprotein 1 family protein. The transcript has a single exon. Bases 370 to 954 code for a protein of 194 amino acids. Gene Ontology annotation, cellular component: extracellular region. NCBI's taxonomy places the organism in Eukaryota, Fungi, Ascomycota, Eurotiomycetes, Eurotiales, Aspergillaceae. The record is from RefSeq and is a predicted model, not a curated record.
UCUUAACUUACCCCCGAUCCAACACCCCCGUUUUUGGGACCUUGCUUCCUUCCCCGGAAUGUGAGACAUUUCUGACCACCGGUGGUUCAGUCCCUGUCAAUCACCUAGGAUUCGGGUAUGUGCACAUCAUCCGACCCUUGGGGAUCGACCGACCCCAAUUUUCAUCCACCAUCUAUCGUGGCAUUAUCCUUUUGCUACUUUGAGGUCCCAACAUCCCCACGGAGGCGCGUCAUACCCACCGAGAUAGAUAUAAAGGGAAGAUUAUCCAUCAACAUCCACCAUCCCUCAACAGUCAACACCCACCAUCCCCCUACACUUCAGACCAAACCACACCAAACCACACCCACAACUCCCUCCAUCAAAACCAACAUGAAACUCUCCACCCUCUCCGUCCUCACCCUCAGCUUCGCCGCCGGCGGCACGCUCGCCGCGCCCACCCAAGUCUUAGAGCGCGACCUGCCCACCAUCACCGGCGUGCUGUCCGGGAUCGGCACCAAGGUCGACGCGCUGGGGACGGCCAUCCAAGGCUACGGCGGCGGUGACGUGGCCAAGGUGCAGCAGGCGUCGGACAACCUGGUGGCGGCGAUCAACAGCGGCAACGCGCAGGUCAGCGGCACGGGGGCGCUCAGCUCCGGCGACGCGCUGGGCCUCCCGGGCCCCGUCAACGACCUCAAGAACAAGAUCGCCGCCGUCAUCACCAAGCUCGACGGCAAGAAGUCUCUGAUCGUGCAGGCUGGCAAGGGCGCCCAGACCUACAAUGACCUCACCCAGCAGAAGGCCGCCGCCAAGAAGCUGUCUGACACGAUCGUCUCGAAGGUGCCCCAGGAGCUGCAGGGGUUGGCGGGUACUGUUGCCGGGGGCAUCUCGGAUGCGAUCGAGACGGGCGUGAAGGAUUUUGCGGAUCAGGCGCCCAAGAGUCGGCGUGGGGUUGAGGGGGGCGCUGUUGUGGUUUGAGGAGUGUGUGGGGGGUUGAGCGUGCUGGUUACUAAGUUUGUGGGUGGUUGCUGGCCUGGUGCUGUGC